AAAAAUCCCUUCCUUUCUGCAAAUUCUCACUCACUGCAGACCCCAGAGCUGAGCUGAGCUCCCCUUUAUUGGUGCCUCUGUCUUCCCUUUUUCUUCCGCAUCAAGAACUCCUCAAAUCUCUUUCUUCAUUUCUUCAGAUUCCGAAUAAUUCAAUCAAGCUUGCAUCAAAAAGCAAGCUCCCAGUAAUGUCAGGUUUGUAUAAUCCCAACUUCUCCCCUGCAAGAGCAGCUUCUCCUCAGAUUCGGACCUCCGCCGAUGCUGACAGUCAGUACUUGUCGGAGCUGUUGGCUGAGCAUCAGAAACUCGGUCCCUUCAUGCAAAUCCUUCCUAUUUGUAAACGCCUUUUGAAUCAAGAGAUUUUGCGAGUUUCUGGAAUGAUGUCCAACCAGGGUUUUAGUGACUUCGACAGAUUACGACAUAGAAGCCCUAGUCCAAUGGCUUCUUCAAACCUCAUGUCAAACAUUUCUGGCACAGGUUUUGGCAGCUGGAAUGGACUCCCUCAGGAGCCCAGAUUAAGUGGAAAUCCUGGAACGACAAUGGACUGGCAAGGUGCUCCUGCAAGCCCGAGUUCAUUUACUGUAAAGAAAAUUUUGCGGUUGGAAAUACCAGUGGAGACGUAUCCGAAUUUCAAUUUUGUUGGGCGGCUUCUCGGACCUAGAGGCAAUUCUCUAAAAAGGGUAGAAGCUACUACCGGGUGUCGUGUGUAUAUAAGAGGAAAGGGGUCAAUUAAAGAUCCAGAAAAGGAAGAGAAACUCCGAGGGAGACUUGGCUAUGAACAUCUGAACGAACCGCUGCAUGUCCUCAUCGAGGCUGACUUACCAGCCAAUAUCAUCGAUAUCAGGUUGAGACAGGCACAAGAAAUUAUAGAAGAACUACUCAAACCUGUGGACGAGCCGAAUGAUUAUAUCAAAAGACAACAACUGCGCGAAUUAGCAAUGCUGAAUUCAAAUUUCAGAGAGGAAAGUCCUGGUCCGAGUGGUGGUAGUGUUUCACCUUUCAACUCGAGUGGGAUGAAGCGAGCUAAAACCGGUGGCUGAGAGCUCGCAUUACUGGCCGAGACGUUUUUCCUCUCUAUUAUGCAAAUCGAUCACUGAAAUGCCUGCCAACAGGUUAGGAUUCAGUAACUAGCAUAACUACAAAAAUUGAUGGUCAAUAUUCAUUUUUGAGUUUAUUUAUUAUUUAUUUAUAAACAACAGAAUGUUAAGAAAUGUCUUUUUUGUUUCCUCAUUUUCUACUGAGAGAGAAAAGAGAAGGGCUUAGUGAGUGAAGAUUAUGUAGUUUUGCUUGGGAGAGGUUCCCAUCUGGUGAGGUCGUUCUGUCUUAUAAACUGAAUAUAAUUAUUGAAUUUAUUCUUGUGUUAGUGACU
Molecule: messenger RNA, 1366 nt
Organism: Cucurbita moschata (crookneck pumpkin)
Lineage: Eukaryota; Viridiplantae; Streptophyta; Magnoliopsida; Cucurbitales; Cucurbitaceae
Product: KH domain-containing protein At2g38610
Exons: 7
Coding region: 186-1037 (283 amino acids)
Biological process (GO): regulation of mRNA splicing, via spliceosome
Cellular component (GO): nucleus
Molecular function (GO): mRNA binding
Source: RefSeq, a predicted model, not a curated record